This is a messenger RNA of Suillus subalutaceus, 321 nucleotides long. RefSeq lists its product as uncharacterized. The coding region runs from base 1 to 321 and encodes 106 amino acids. Lineage: Eukaryota; Fungi; Basidiomycota; Agaricomycetes; Boletales; Suillaceae. The record is from RefSeq and is a predicted model, not a curated record. The transcript has a single exon.
AUGUUCAUAGAUGCAUGGCAUCCAGGCGACCACUACAUGUCUGAGGACUACAAACGCGUGGCCAGGCAUCGUACGCGCACGCAGUCUCCUCCACGAUACUACUGCAUAGACUUUAGUAUCUCCCGCAAAUACGAGGCGUCAAACACCAACCCAUCAGAAGUACCCAUAUUUGGUGGGGAUAAAGAAGCGCCGGAGUUCAAGGAAGACAACUAUAAACCCCGGAACCCCUUUCCAACUGAUGUUUGGUAUUUUGGACAUGCUAUUCAAGAAAUAUUUCUCGAUGUAAGGCGCAAUAACGACUUCUCAUCUUGCAUAUCCUGA